UUUCGUUUUGGUUCAACUUACGGUUGUGCAGUGAUUUGACUGUUUGUCUUUUGACUGUCUACUGGGAACGUUUGUUUGUUGAUUUGAUUCCUGUAGGCAGAGUUUUGAUCCCUUUUGCCGGGAAUAUUCCUAUUGACCGACAGGUAUUUAACAGUUGUAUUUUUUAACCAGUUUUUACCGUGUAGUACGUAUUUGCACCCGAGAACGUUUUGGACUGUAUAGUUACCCAACGGCACUGUUGAGUACCACAGAUUUUGUUACGAAUCUACUAUUGAAUUACUACAAACCGUGUUUUGAUAUUUCGAUCCAACCUUUGACUGUGCGUCACUCGCGGAAGUUAGGAAGCUAUACAGUAGAACGCAGGAACUAGUCAGAUUCACGUCAGUUGGCACCGCCUAGCUAUUUCCCGCGUUCAGGCCAAGAUUAUUGGAUUCUGGCCGCUACAGUACUCAACAACCCGUCACUGCUGUACCUGGCAAUCGCAAGGUGUUCCUUGAGUCAAUUGCGGACGGGGAAGGUGACAUGUCCAUGGAUCCGACCUCAGAUACCAAGCAAGUCCCUCUUGAUGUUAUUUCAUGCCGUGGCUCUGAUAAUGGUACAGGUAUUGACUAUAGUAAGACUAGUCCUUGUAGGACCUCUGCUCAGUUGAAGGUACGACAGUUGGAUUCAGGGCCCCUCUUUUCUGGGAACCCGACAGUUUUCAAGUACCACAGACCUCUGCUGGAAGGAACCACCGGAAAAUGUCGAAUUGAAGAGGUCGGUCCGAACAAACACAAACGUUACUGAGCUCACUACUGAUCCGAUUUUGGCGUAUCAUUCGGACUGGGUGAGGCUGAUUAAAGCUGUGGCAUGGCUUAAGAGAUAUGUGGUCUACAUAUCCGUUAUGUAUUCGCGUCGCCAAGGUGUGUCACUGAAUGUUGGCUAUCUAACAGCCGAUGAACUGGAAGCUGCUAGACAUAAAGUAUUAUGUAUGGUACAACAGGAGGUAUAUGGAGAAUUAAUAAAGGAACUCCGAGAAAAGGGUAGUUGUGAGACUGAAGAAGGUGAAUUGCAAAGGUUGUCACCUAUACUUGUGGGUGGAUUGGUCUGCGUCGGUGGGAGGUUGAACUAUUCCGACUACCCACUUACUUUUAAGCAUCCGGUUAUCCUCCCCAGACAUCACUUCGUGACUGAGCUGAUCAUAAGGCAUUAUCAUAUUAUAGAAGGACAUACUGGUACUUCGCAAGUCCUGGCCACUCUACGAAGAAACUAUUGGAUAAUUAAGGGGAUCAGUGCGGUCAAACGGGUGAUAAGAAAGUGCAUAGAGUGCCGACGAUUGAAAGCUGCACUGGGUCAACAGAUGAUGGCCCCUUUACCGGUCUGUCGCGUGCAGAAAGGAUGGUUUUGCUUCUCAUCAGUGGGAAUUGAUUAUUUUGGACCACUCAUGGUUCGCCAGGGAAGAAGAGAGGAAAAGAGGUACGGGUGUGUGUUUACUUGUCUCCAGACGCGAGCCAUACAUUUAGAGGUAGCUUUCAACCUAGGCACCGACGCCUUUAUAAUGGCUGUAAUGAGGUUCAUAGGAAGAAGAGGAACACCUGCAGAGAUAUACAGUGAUAAUGGUUCCAACUUUGUUGGAGCGAUUUCGGAACUAAGACAACUGGUGAGUGUGUGGGAUAAACGACGAAUCAAUGAUGCCAUGGUGUCAAAGGGGAUACGAUGGAGUUUCAACCCCCCGCAAGCGAGUCAUCGAGGUGGGAUAUGGGAAAGGAUGAUACGUUCUGUACGCAGGUUAUUGAUGGUCAUAUCCAAAGAGCAGACUCUGCACGAUGAUACAUUAGCCACCUACUUCGUGGAAAUAGAAAGAAUUUUGAACAACCGUCCUAUUGUUCCCAUGACGACCGACCCAAAAGACGAGUUAGCUCUCACUCCCAAUAGCUUAUUGUUAUUGAGAGAUAGUGGAGGAAUAGUCGUGGAGGGCACUAUUGCCGAUAAUUACGUCAGACGUUGGAAACAAGUUAAUUACUUAGCUGACGUAUUUUGGCGCCGAUGGAUGAAAGAGUAUCUACCAUGCUUGCAAACUCGUCAGAAGUGGUUGGGAAGAAAAAGAAAUUUCAAGGAGGGAGAUGUGGUGAUUGUGGCCUCUGAAAAAACACCACGUGGUUCCUGGCCUUUGGGAGUGAUCGAAACAUGCGAGAAGGACGAAGACGAUUUAGUAAGAACUGUGAUGGUGCGUAUGAAGGAAGGUACCGUGAGAAGAGAUAUAAGAAAGCUUUGUCUUCUUGAGGGAGUAGAAGAAAGAUAGAGCCACGGCUGAAUACACAGAGGUGUUUUGCGUGUCUGGAGGGAUUUUGGUGGCCGGUGUAAAGGAAAAAUGAUCUGAAAAUCCCUCCCGAUCACCCUUAUUUGAUUGUAUUGACAUUUAUUUUAACAUUUUUACCCUCGUUAUGGAUGGUGUACCUUUGACCCUCGCCGGUGUAAUGUUAUUUGCUUGUUUAACUGUCUUAUUUGACUUUACACUCGGUAUUUGCCUUUAUAUGUUUGAGACUUAUUAUGAGUGUUUCACUUUCCUAUUAUGUGACGCUGGACUGUUGAUAAGGUGAUGUUUUACUGCGCACGACAUUUUGUUUUGGUUCAACUUACGGUUGUGCAGUGAUUUGACUGUUUGUCUUUUGACUGUCUACUGGGAACGUUUGUUUGUUGAUUUGAUUCCUGUAGGCAGAGUUUUGAUCCCUUUUGCCGGGAAUAUUCCUAUUGACCGACAGGUAUUUAACAGUUGUAUUUUUUAACCAGUUUUUACCGUGUAGUACGUAUUUGUACCCGAGAACGUUUUGGACUGUAUAGUUACCCAACGGCACUGUUGAGGUAUUUUUGUAAUUUGACAUAACUUAUUGUUGCUUUGAUAGUACCACAGAUUUUGUUACGAAUCUACUAUUGAAUUACU
Messenger RNA from Heterobilharzia americana, 2920 nucleotides. The record is from the annotation of a GenBank genome assembly. NCBI's taxonomy places the organism in Eukaryota, Metazoa, Platyhelminthes, Trematoda, Strigeidida, Schistosomatidae.